Messenger RNA from Mycotypha africana, 1194 nucleotides. Its product is annotated as putative methyltransferase-domain-containing protein. The transcript has 3 exons. NCBI's taxonomy places the organism in Eukaryota, Fungi, Mucoromycota, Mucoromycetes, Mucorales, Mycotyphaceae. The coding region runs from base 1 to 1194 and encodes 397 amino acids. The record is from RefSeq and is a predicted model, not a curated record.
AUGUUACAGACGACAUCUCAUUCUAGCAUUGUCGACCUAUCGAACCCUCACCGUCAUAGCAGCGCCACUGCCGCUACCGUUAUCCUUCGUGCCGAUAAUUGCAAGAAUGACUUUCAAAACUUUAAGGAAGGUUUGUAUCGCAACUCAAAAAUCUAUCGUAUCAUCCUAGGCGAACACAUCCGUUAUUCCAAACUGGCGUUAAAUAAAUGGCAUAUCAUGAACCUGAAAUUGGUAACUGAAUUCGGUUUACCGCCUCAGGGUAUGUUGCCUUAUAAUCAAAUGGAAGAACUACCAAUCACUUGUCAGAUAUUACAACUUCAGCAUAGUAGAAAAGAUGGCUCAUCUGCAGCUAAGCGCUUCAUCACUUCCUCCACUCUGAAAAUUGAAUGUCGUUUGUAUGUGGAGAAGGAUCAGUGGAAGAUAACCUAUGAAAAACCCCAAGAAGCGGAUGAUCACAUUUUGAUUCAAUAUAGAAUUACUUCUGUACCCAACAGUUAUUUAAUCUGUCAAGAAAUUUGGGAUAAUGGAACACCAGGAAAAUUAUGGGAUUCAGCAUUAGUGAUGAUCAACCUGUUCAAUAUCAUGUUCCAGCUGGAUAAGACUUUUCUUUCAGGGAAGCGUAUCUUGGAUUUGAGUGCUGGAACUGGUACUAUGGGUUUAUCCAUUGCUCAAAACUGUCGACUCUACAAUACCACUAACCCUCCAGAAAUCGUCAUGACAGAUCUAGAGGAUGCACUUCCACUAAUAAACAGUAACAAGACCUUGAACUGCAUCACCCGUAAUGUUCACGUCAAAAAGUUGAAAUGGGGAAGCGGCAGUGAUAUUCAUCGUAUCAUCGGUGAUCGACCUUUUGAUUAUAUCUUUAUCUCAGAUGUUUUGUACAACACCAUGGAUUUUCCUGCCCUUGUUGCCACCUUCCGUCAACUCGUUUACUGUAGCAGCAGAUCGAACAAAGAGACUGUCAUCAUUAUGGGCUAUAAACCAAGAGGUUUGAAAAAGAACGAGGAGGAUCUAUUUUUCAACGACUGCCGCAUGUAUAUGAAUAUUACAAAAAUGACAGUAUCGACAUUUGCUAGUGAACUAACUCCCAGAAACAGUAACCACCCCUUCUUUGAACAGACUUCGAUCUUGGAUGAUACAGGCGUAUGCCUUUAUCAGUUCACUAAAAAGAAAUCACCCAGCAUCUGUAAAUAG